GGGUCAGGUAGACAGACAGACCUCAGCAUCCAUGGUGCCUGCUCAGACAGCUGUUUGACAGACAGCUGAAGUCGAAGGAUCCAAGGAGUGAUGAAGGAUUACUGGCAUAUCCCUCUGUUUAUCUUCAUCAUAUUUUAUGGAACUGGCCAGUCCAGGAACAUGCAAACAGCAGGUCUGGCCUGUGUGAAUGACUACGUGACGAACAUUUCUUGUGUGUGGUGGAACUCUACAGAUUUCUCCGGCCAGCGAUGUGAGCUUGUGGGGAAAAGUGACACAAAAAGAUCAUGCGAGCUGGUGCCACUAAGCAGUCAAACACAUCCUAAAAGAAGUUGUUCUUUAAAUUUUGACAAACAUAACUUUUUUUUCCUUAACAAAAUCUGGUUGAAUGUAAUCUGUAAUGGAUCUGUCAUCACUAAACUGCAUUAUCAGCCUGGCCGACACAUUAAGACCCAACCACCAGAUAAGCCCACUGUAAGCGGGGACAACAUAACUUGGAGUAAAGGCAGUAACUUUCCAAAAGCCGUAGACUCUUAUGAAUUUCAGCUGCAGUUUAAAGCCACAUAUACAAGCUGGGAGACGGCAGCACAUAGGAAUGUCUCUCAUGGAAGUUACGUGCUGCUGGACCAUAAUUUACUGACUGUAGGAGAAGAGUACCAGGCCAGGGUACGUGUGAAGCCUGUUGAGCCCCAAAAUGAUGGUUAUUUUCGGGGGGAAUGGAGCGACUGGAGUCCUGCUGUGUCCUGGAGGUCUGAGAUUGGAAAGCCACCAGUGAAACCAGAAGAUGAUGCAUCUCCACCAGUACUUGAUGAUAUGCGUAUUGUUCUGAUCAUUGGAUUCCACAUAUUGCUUGUUCUCGCUGGUCUUUGUUUGGUCAUCUACAAGGCAAAGAAAAGCAACCGAUCAUUAAAACCAAACAAUCGACAUGUUCCAGACCCCUCCAAAUAUUUCCAGCCUCUUCACACUGUUCAUGGUGGAAACUUCCGGAAAUGGCUGGGCUGUCAGAAUUCUGUUGGGCCAUUUCUCACCCCUCAGUCAUGUGACGAUAUCUCACCUGUAGAGGUCUCAGAUUUUUGGGACGUGUCCUUGAUAGAUCCAAACGCUCAGACGUCUGCUGCCGCGUUCGUUCACUCCAAUCAGGUGGACUCUGGACUGGACAACAGCGGCACUAGUCAUGCAUCAUCAUCUGGUUUCUCUAACACGGGCUACUUCUAUAGCAAAUCCAAUACAGGCUCUCUUCAUCUCGAAUCCUGCCCCGUGUACUUCACCUACCACCCUGAGGAAGGCACAAGCUCCGCUCUCUCGUCGCCUGGGUCUUCAUACGACUGUUUGCAAACCCCAAGUUACCAGACGGAACUGCCCAUGAGCCCAGAUUCAGGGUUCGACGUGCCUGAAGAGGAGCAUUGUGAAGAUGAAGACAUCAGUGGCGCGGAGAGAUGUGCGGCAGGACAUGUGCUGGUUCCCUUCAUUAUGUCGCUGUCACAGGGUUCCCUUGAUGCUGUUCACCCAGUAGAGAGUUUCACUCCAGUGGCCGUCAUCACACCGUGGUUUGAACCUGUGAGAGCACCCAGUUGCGUUUCCACCGCUGAGCCUGCAGAGGGCGCCGUGAUCAGACCCUCCUCCAUGAUUGAGCCCAGCGGCAGUGGAUAUCUGACCCUGAAGGAGAUGCAGAAAUACAGCAACAAAUCCAUCUGAACGGAGGCCUAGUCCGUCUCUGUCUGUAUAGAGGAGACCGGGGUAAAAUAAAACUCAGGUUAGGUUUAUUUUUGAAAGUCAGUUUCUAAACAAACAGA
This is a messenger RNA of Sinocyclocheilus rhinocerous, 1790 nucleotides long. RefSeq names its product interleukin-2 receptor subunit beta-like. The coding region runs from base 91 to 1692 and encodes 533 amino acids. Gene Ontology annotation, cellular component: membrane; external side of plasma membrane. Gene Ontology annotation, molecular function: protein binding; cytokine receptor activity. The record is from RefSeq and is a predicted model, not a curated record. Gene Ontology annotation, biological process: cytokine-mediated signaling pathway; immunoglobulin mediated immune response. The transcript has 10 exons. NCBI's taxonomy places the organism in Eukaryota, Metazoa, Chordata, Actinopteri, Cypriniformes, Cyprinidae.